Daucus carota subsp. sativus is the source of this 1853-nucleotide messenger RNA. Its product is annotated as serine carboxypeptidase-like 51. The record is from RefSeq and is a predicted model, not a curated record. Gene Ontology annotation, molecular function: serine-type carboxypeptidase activity. The coding region runs from base 278 to 1636 and encodes 452 amino acids. Gene Ontology annotation, biological process: proteolysis. The transcript is spliced from 13 exons. NCBI's taxonomy places the organism in Eukaryota, Viridiplantae, Streptophyta, Magnoliopsida, Apiales, Apiaceae.
GUUCCCAUCAGAAUCGAAUAUGCAAGUUUCCAAAAUUAGUGUUCUUUCGAUGAGUUACAACUUUCUAAUGACGUGCAAAUCGAGAUAUUAAACGAAAAAUCAUCAACAAAUCAAAUAUUUAUAUACACACUCCUUUGUGUGCACCGCCAUACAUCUGUUAUUCUGUUAAACACUCGAACAGAAAAAGGUUAAAGUAUGGACUAAGCAAGUCCCAUAACUUCUAUACAUACGUUUGUAACUAUAUUUUUGUCUGAAAAUUUAAUUUUGACAGUGGAAAAUGGGAAAAUCCCAUAUUGUUCUGUUUUAUUCUGCUCUGUUUCUUGUUUCAUUUAUCAAUAAUGGAGCCUUGGCUGCCAGAAAAACCCCAGAUGGAUCAGAACAGUGGGGAUAUGUUGAAGUCAGACCUAAAGCUCACAUGUUCUGGUGGUAUUACAAAAGUCCACUGAGGACUCAAGAUCCAAACAACCCAUGGCCAGUGAUUCUGUGGUUGCAGGGUGGACCUGGAGCCUCAGGAGUUGGGAUUGGGAAUUUUGAGGAGGUUGGGCCGUUGGAUACUUUUCUCAAGCCGAGAAAUUCGACAUGGUUGCAAAAGGCUGACCUCUUGUUUGUGGAUAAUCCAGUUGGGACUGGAUACAGUUUUGUGGAGGAUGAUGGUUUGUUUGUGAAAACCGAUGUAGAGGCUGCCACGGAUUUGACUACAUUGUUGAUUUCAGUUUUCAAUCAAGACAAAGUGCUUCAGAAGAGCCCUUUGUAUAUAGUAGCGGAGUCUUAUGGAGGAAAAUAUGCAGUUACCCUUGGAUUAUCAGCUCUGAAGGCUAUUGAAGCCGGAAAGCUGAAAGCCAAACUUGGAGGAGUUGCUUUGGGAGAUAGUUGGAUAUCACCAGAAGACUUUGUGUUUUCAUGGGCUCCUCUUCUUAAAGAUGUUUCAAGGCUUGACAGUGAAGGUGUAGUUAAGUCAAACAGUCUUACUCAGAAAAUCAAACAGCAGAUCGAGAAAGGACAAUUUGAAGCUGCAACUAAUACAUGGAGUGAACUUGAGACUGUUAUUGAAACUUACAGUAAUUCUGUGGAUUUCUAUAAUUUCCUCUUGGAUUCUGGAAUGGAUCCCGUGUCUGCAACAGCCUCUGAGCUAGCUCAGAAAAUCACGUUGAAGCGAUACUCAAGAUAUCUCGGUCCUUUAAGAGCUGUGCCAGGGGGUGAUGGUGAUCUAAACACUUUAAUGAAUGUUGUUCUUAGGAAAAAACUCAAGAUAAUUCCGAAAGAUGUGCAAUGGGGAGGGCAGUCAAAUUCCGUUUUCGAUGCUCUUGCAGGGGACUUUAUGAGACCAAGGAUCAAUGAGGUUGAUGAGCUUUUGGCCAAAGGAGUGAAUGUGACAGUUUACAAUGGACAAGUUGAUGUAAUUUGUUCAACAAAAGGAACUGAAGCAUGGGUUGAAAAGCUAAAGUGGGAAGGCAUAAAAACUUUCUUGAGCAUGAAAAGAACUCCAAUGUACUGUGACAAUGAGCAAAUUACCAAGGGAUUCACCAAGUCUUACAAAAAUUUACACUUCUACUGGAUUCUCAAGGCUGGCCACUUUGUACCCGUAGAUCAGCCCUGUAUUGCGCUCAACAUGGUGGGUAACAUGCUCAAGCAGUAGGAGAAGAAUGAAGAACAGAGUACUCCCCACCAUCACAUGAUUAAAUAUUUACACGUAACAACACUUGUAUACGCAACCCGUUUAAAAAGAUUUAUACACAUUUCAGAUCACACGAGUGAGUUCAUCGGCCAAAUCACUGAUGAGUCAGGCCAAACAGUUCCGGAUGUUUCAUUGUUUUGUCGUAAUAAAAUACCCCACUACAUAUUUUUUCCCCCCA